Messenger RNA from Arabidopsis lyrata subsp. lyrata, 1488 nucleotides. Its product is annotated as ALA-interacting subunit 5. The record is from RefSeq and is a predicted model, not a curated record. NCBI's taxonomy places the organism in Eukaryota, Viridiplantae, Streptophyta, Magnoliopsida, Brassicales, Brassicaceae. The coding region runs from base 230 to 1267 and encodes 345 amino acids. Gene Ontology annotation, cellular component: Golgi apparatus; plasma membrane; endoplasmic reticulum. The transcript is spliced from 8 exons.
AGGCAUAUUUCCCUCCCAUGUUAACAGCAUUUGUCAAAGUCGUCUUUUUUUUUUCCUUUGUGAAAGUUUUGCUUCUUCAUCUAAAAGAUCUAUCCAUCUUCCCCAAGUAGAUGUAGAUUGUCUCUCUCUCUCCUAUCUCGUUACCCUAACCUAACAUUCUUCCCCUCUUUCGGUUCUCGCCGUCGAUUCGAUUUUCAUCUGAUUUUGUUUCUCAUCAAUUUCUUCGGUAAUGAGUUCCACCGUCGGAGGAGGCGGAUCGGCUGAGCCUUCCGGUGUCAAGAAAACCUCUAAGCGACCAAAAUAUUCUAAGUUUACUCAGCAAGAGCUUCCAGCGUGCAAGCCAAUUCUUACUCCAAGAUGGGUGAUCUUGACAUUUCUAGUCGCUGGGGUUGUCUUCAUUCCCCUUGGAGUGAUCUGCUUAUUUGCUUCUCAGGGAGUCGUCGAGAUUGUUUAUCGAUAUGACACAGACUGCGUUCCACCAUCUUCUAGAAACAACAUGGUCGCUUACAUACAAGGUGAAGGAGAUAAGAUAUGUAACAGAACAAUAGCGGUGACAAAACCUAUGAAGCAUCCUGUCUAUGUAUACUACCAACUUGAGAAUUUCUACCAAAACCAUAGACGGUAUGUGAAAAGUCGAAACGAUGCACAACUAAGAAGUCCAAGCGAAGAGCGAGAUGUGAAGACCUGUGCACCUGAGGAUAAUGUGGGUGGAGAACCAAUUGUUCCAUGUGGUCUUGUUGCUUGGAGUUUGUUUAACGAUACUUAUAGCUUUUCAAGAAAUAGCCAACAACUUCCUGUGAAUAAGAAAGGCAUCUCAUGGAAGAGUGACAGAGAAAACAAGUUUGGGAAAAAUGUCUUCCCUAAAAAUUUUCAGACAGGAGCGCCAAUAGGCGGUGGAACUCUCAAUAUUUCUAAACCGUUGAGUGAGCAAGAAGACCUCAUAGUCUGGAUGAGAACCGCGGCUUUGCCAACAUUUAGGAAGCUGUAUGGGAAGAUUGAGACGGACCUACACGCAGGUGAUACCAUAACGGUCUUGUUGCAGAACAACUACAACACUUACAGCUUCAAUGGGCAGAAGAAGCUAGUGCUAUCAACAACUAGCUGGCUCGGUGGAAGGAACGAUUUCCUCGGGAUUGCUUAUCUAACAGUAGGCAGCAUUUGCUUGUUCUUGGCUGUUACAUUCGCGGUACUGUAUCUAGUUAAGCCAAGGCAACUCGGAGAUCCGUCGUACCUUUCGUGGAACAGAAGUGCUGGAGGUUUACAAUAAUAAUAGAGGUCUUCAGAUCCCUCCAUCGUCAAACGGCUUAGUUUUGGCUUAGCUAACAAAAGAGAAAAAAAAGGAGAAUAUAUAUAAUUUGAUAUCGUUGAAAACAAUUUUUUUUUGUCAUGGCGUUGUUAAGAUACUGGCCAGUAAAUGGUGUUUAGAAAAUAAUGUAAAUCAAUUAGUUAGAAAUAGCAAAUUAAUCAAAGAAUUUCGUUCAGUCUUUA